Molecule: messenger RNA, 3096 nt
Organism: Fomitopsis serialis
Lineage: Eukaryota; Fungi; Basidiomycota; Agaricomycetes; Polyporales; Fomitopsidaceae
Exons: 13
Coding region: 1-3096 (1031 amino acids)
Source: RefSeq, a predicted model, not a curated record
AUGAGCGGAACUCGUCGACGCAUCAAACGUCCUCAUGCCCACGUCGACGACAUCCUCCCUCCUGCAGUCGCCAUCACUCAAGCGGUCGUUGUCGAGCGAGAAGGUCCUGCCCAAUACUCAGUACCUUUGACGCACCGUGAAGACGACUCUCCUGCGAAGAAGAAACCACGUCUCGCAAGCCCUCCCGCACAAGGCCCGAGCAAACCUCUGUCAGCGAACCCACAGGCGAGCAGCGGGACACCCGGUGCUUCGUCGAAAUCAGGGGAGAAGCGUACGGUCAAAAAUGGCAUCUCGAAGACCUUGGAAGAGUGGAAGCCGCGAUUCUCCCGUAUCCUCGACGACAUCCUCGCCGCCGAGGUCCCUUCAGGGAUAGGCUCGCAGUGCGCUUGCGGAAAGGCACAAGCGACGGUGCGGUGCCGGGACUGCCUGCAGGCGCCCCUGCAAUGCUGCGCAUGCCUCGUCUCGUCGCACGUCCGCAACCCCUUCCAUUGGAUCGACAAGUGGACCGGCCGCUUCCUUGAGAAGGAGGACCUCAGCAAUAUCGGCUUGGUCGUUCAUUUGGGCCAUAACGGUGAACCCUGUCGGUAUCUUCGUGCCAGCUCGACCCCCAUCACCUACACGAUUACUCAUACCAACGGUAUACAUCGCGUACGCCUCCACGAAUGUCAUUGUCCCUACAAGCUCGAUACAGUGUCUCAGCUCCUCCGUGCCGGCCUCUUCCCCGCGACUCUGGAGCGCCCGGAAAGCGCGUUCACCUUCGACGUGCUCAGGCAAUGGGACCUUCAUUUCCUGGCGUCAAAGAAAGGUGCCUAUGACUUCUUCGAAGCCUUGCGUCGGCUCACCGACAACUCGGGCACACGCCCUGUCAAGAGCCGAUAUCGCGAACUCAAUCUCAUAGGACGCAUCUGGCAACACCUGGUCGCGGAGAAAAGGGCCGGUCUCCAUCAUGGCCUCGAACUUCCCAAUCGACGGCCUCUACGACGGUCCCAUGAUCUCGCAUAUAUCCACGCGUGCGAGCUCGGAGGCGACGGCAACCAUGGCCUUCAGAAAAAGCGCAAACGUGACGACCCGGAUGAUGUAAGUUUGUGUGAAGGAAAGGGGUACUUUGUCGACCCAAUGAAGAUGAAGACGUACCUUGACGAGAUCGCCUCCGAGCCAGCCCCCGAGACCUGCAGUGGGUUCAAAGUCGGACGGGCCCAACGGCCAGGCAAGUUCCGCAACUUGGAGGUCAGCGGUGUCGUAGCGGUGAUAUGCAUACGGCAUGGGUGCUUCCGGCCGGGGGCCAUGGUGGACCUCCAGAAAGGCGAACGAUAUGGACAUAUGGACUUCGCGCUCGCAGGAGCCCUCGAGGGUCUCGACGAACUCCUGCACUUUAUAUUCACGUACGAUGUCGUCUGCAUAUACGGCGUGAACCUACGCAAACGCUUCGGUGAGCGGUUUCCGCAUCUGGUUCCUCUCCUCGAGCGCAUGCAGCUGCUGUUACCGAAGCUCCACAUGCUCGCGCACAAGGAGCUUUGUCAGAUUGUGUACGCCCUCUGCUACUCGUGGGGUGCGGGUCUUUCACACGGAGAGAGCGUCGAGCAUCCGUGGGCGGAGCACAACCAGGUCGGACUCAGCACUCGUGAGAUGGGUCCCGGACACCGCCACGACGCCCUCAACGCCAUUCACAAUUACUGGAACUGGUGUAAAAUGGAGUCCGCUGCAUCGUUCCUCGCGAGAAAACUCCGCGAAGCCUUCGCCUUACAGGAGCAUAAGACGUCGCUUUACAACGCGCUCACGGAGCUUGCAGGAAACAAGGUGGUGGAGUGGAAGAAGCUGGACGUGGCCGAACCGGUCUCACUAUCGACAGAGGCGAAGAAGGCGAAGACGAAGACGAAACCGAAGCGAUCGAGCAAGGGCAAGAAGGCUGAACCUCAGCCUCUUCAGAGCGUGUACAUGCUCGAUGAAAGUAAAGUUCCAAGCGCAGGGAAGGUGUAUGAAGACCUCGCGAAGAUGGAAAUCACACCCAAGGGGAAGUUCGCGGCCGCAGCAGCAGACAAGGUACCACAGGGGACGACAAACUUCUUCAUUAAGGCACUGGAUCUUGAGAAGCGACAGUACGAACUUCGUACGAAACUCAAGAAGGCGUUAAGAGGCCAUGCCGAACUGGUGGAGGACGACUCGGGGGUCGCUGGAGUCGGCACCGAGCGACGUGUGCUACGUCGUGAAUUGGAGAAGUGGCGCGACCUUCAGAGCUCGCUCAUGCCUCACAUCAACUUCCCAGACGUCGACGGCGACGACGGCGAUGACGACGAUCACGACGACGACGACGACGACGGGGUAGCGGUCGGCCUGAAGACGAGCCUCUCGCCCUCCCAUCCGACUUCUCGGCAGCUGAGCGCAACACGCUCGGCCUGGAGGCGCAGGCGGUCUUCGAACGCCGUGUUCGACAUGGCCGGCGCAUUCCUCGAGGACAAACAAAAGCACGCGCGUGGUCAGAAAGACAACACUCGCUCUCAAAAGCAGGUGUCCAACGCGACCGCACGCACGCGCAUGCUGGCCGGGCUCUACAAUUACAACCGCGACCGCCUCAUUGCAUUGAGCGAUGGCAUUGCGGAGGACGUCCUACAGGCGAUCAACAUGGAAACGGACCUCAAGAGUAAGAAUUGGCGCAAGCCGCGACAGCAAGGGGACAGCCGCGAAGAACGGGCAUGGAUCUGGACGGUCGUCCCCCGUGGACGACCGAAGACGAUGCGGAAGCAUGGGAACUCGAAGGCGAGUGGUUCUCGACCGGGUACAAUGGUUCCGCGCUCGGCGGAGGUGAAGCGAGUGAACGAGGAAAUCAACAAGCUUCAUGCCGAGUUCAAGAGGACGAUCCUCGGUUUCAAGAACAUGUCUAGAGCUUGGGAACAGGUCUCGGCGAAGGCAGGGUUGUCCGAUGGGGCGAGAGCGUAUGCGCUGAGGAAAGUGAAUAUGUUCAACAAGCUAAGCGUCCAAUGCGCGGACGUUUUCGGGACUACACGAAAGGAUGCCGCAGAGAAGUGGGACUACUCGAUUUCCUCAAGUACAUCCACGCCAGCUGACACCGGCCAGGGGAAGGGGAAGGAGAAGGAGUAG